AUGGUGGCCAUCACGCGGAGCGCCGCUAGGCUACGGGCUCCCGACUUCACCGUGCGGCUGCCUGACGAGCUGCUGGAGCUUUGCUUCCCCGCAGAAUGCCGGGCGCUGAAGAGCCAAGGCCGCCUGCGCCUGGUGUGCCGUCGCUGGCGCCAGGUUGUUGACGCCAGCCCCACACUGUGCUCCUGUCUGUCGAUCGGCUGCGCGUACCUUGCCAAGGACCGCCCUACCAACCUGGACCCAGAGGCCAUGGUGCGGCUGGCCCAGCAGCGAGCCGGCGUGGUGCAGUCAGCCGACGUGGUGGCAGCGCACCUGCCAGGCAUGGUGGAUGCGGCGCGGCAGCUCACUGCGCUGACGUCGCUUGCCUUGCAAGCUACACCCGACUUUGGGUAUGAGCAGCCCGAUGCCAAGAGCUGUGGCGCGGCGCUGGCGCGGCAGCCACUGGGCCUGGGCGCCCUGGUGCGGCUGCGGGACCUCUUGUUGUGCGUGGACGACCUGCAACCUGCAACCUGCGGCCAGCUGUCUGCGCUCUCCGGCCUGACCCACCUCGACGUGGGGACCGUCAUGGCUCAGGUUCCGCCCCAGCUGUGGCAGGCUGCGGGCUGCAUGCCGCGCCUGGCGCACCUGCGCUUGGUUGUGCAUGUGGGUGUGCAUGAAGCGACGUGCACCAUCGAUGGCGAGGCGUGGGUGUGCCUGGCGGCGUGCACCCAGCUGACCGCGCUCACAUUGCGCCACUGCUUGACACAUGACUGGGAACGUGCAUCAGACUUUGAGCUGCUUCCGGGCAUCGCUCGGCUCGAGUCGCUGCGCUGCUUUAAGCUGAGCGGCAGCCUGGGCAGCCUGGGCGACCUGUGGCAGCACCCAACCCUGCGCCAUUUGUCGCUAGACCUUCGCAACGAAGACCUGCCGAUGCCCCCUGGUGCCGACAUAUGCAUGCCCGCGCUGCAGCACUUGAAGUUGAGCAGCGAGAACUGCCGCAAAUUUAAAAUUAUGAACCAACCUGUCAUCCUUUAUGCCUUAGAACGGCGCCAAAACGGCGCCAAGAAUGUGUUUCUCACUAAGUCAGAUGUAGAGGGCAUCAUCCGGAUCAAGCAGGGCGACCAGCAGGCGCCCUCAGGCCGGCGGCGGCGGGGUGCGGGAGGGGGGGCGGCAGUGCAGGGCGGCACCAAGAACUACAGCAAGAAGGUGCUGCAGUUCUUCCAGGUGCUGAAGGGCGCUGGCGGUCAGGACAUCCUGUGCCGCUGCGUCAAGCGCAGCGGAGAGUGGCGGUGGUGCCCCGUGGUGCCGCUCGAGGAGCUGCCCCGAGUGAUCAAGGAGCACCACGAGCGGGCGACUGGCUUCAGCGGUGUGGAGAAGCUGUACACACAUCUGGCCUACAACGCACCCACCGAGCUGGCAGCUGGUGCUGACGGCAAGCGCGGCAAAGUGGGCAAGCAGCUGGGCCGCAACCGCAUCGUGUGCCGCGUGGUGGAGAUCAAGCGGCCCUUUGGCGUGACCAUGUACCGGCUGCGGAGCGGAGCUGGAGUGGUGGAGGGUAUGCAUCAGGCCAGCAGGCUAUCUAAGGCGCCACCCAGCCUGGCCAGCGAGCUGACCUUCAGCGGCACGGCGCAGCGAGGAGUGCCUGUGGUGUCUCUCAAUGUGGCGAUGGCGGCGCAGCCCGGCGGCGGCAAGGCAGCCGUGCGCUGCGGCUGCCGCGGCGCCUGCACCCGGAACUGCAGCUGCAAGAAGAAUGGUGCGCGGGCGCUGGAUCUGGGGCAAACCGAGAUCAGGCAGCUGCCCAGCGGGCCGUACCUGGGCGGGCUGAAGACGCUGCUGUUGGAGGGGCACCGCAUGACCCGCCUGCCGCCCUCGCUGCGCGAUGCUGCACAGCUGGAGGUGCUGGACUUGGGACGGCUCGUGCCUGGAUCAUGGUACCCCUAUGAGCGCAACAACAAACCCAGCCCCGGGCUGGCUCUGACAUUUGACGAUGUGGCCAUCCUUGCGGGCAUGCGCAGCCUGCGGUUGCUGUGCGGCGCAGGCGGCGUGGGGCCCUUCUUCAACUUCAUCUUUCCACAGCUGUACGUGUCGAAUCGCUGCCUGAAUCAGCUGCCCCAAUUUGUGCCCAGUGGAUGGGACCGCGGCAUCGAUGCUGAGCUGGUCCUUCAGGCUGCUGGCAUGAAGUUCCAGGUUGCUGGCAUGAAGUCCCAGGCAUUUGUGUCCAAUUUUGUGGAGGAGUUCCCGACCGCCGCGGCCCAGCUGCAGGAGGCGCUGCACAAUAUUGGGGCCGGUCCGCUGCAGAGUAUGCAGCGGUUGGUUGAGGCUCUUCGAACGGCCUUUGCCGCUGCCACCCAUGAGCCCGUAGCAUGA
Messenger RNA from Chlorella variabilis, 2343 nucleotides. RefSeq lists its product as hypothetical. The coding region runs from base 1 to 2343 and encodes 780 amino acids. The record is from RefSeq and is a predicted model, not a curated record. Lineage: Eukaryota; Viridiplantae; Chlorophyta; Trebouxiophyceae; Chlorellales; Chlorellaceae. The transcript has 8 exons.